Pistacia vera is the source of this 2772-nucleotide messenger RNA. Its product is annotated as glutamate receptor 2.2-like. Gene Ontology annotation, cellular component: plasma membrane. Gene Ontology annotation, molecular function: glutamate-gated receptor activity. The record is from RefSeq and is a predicted model, not a curated record. The transcript has 5 exons. Lineage: Eukaryota; Viridiplantae; Streptophyta; Magnoliopsida; Sapindales; Anacardiaceae. Bases 1 to 2772 code for a protein of 923 amino acids.
AUGAAAAUUUUGGGUUAUUCAAUAUGGCAUUUUCUCAUAUUUUCUCUUUGUUUUCAGUUCCGAUUCAAGUUAAUCGACACAGAAUUUGCAGAAUCAGACUUGUUGGUAAAUAUUGGUGUUGUUCUUGAUCUGAACUCAUCAGUUUCUGCCAUGGAAAAUAUGUGCAUGUCCAUGGCAAUCUCGGAUUUUUAUGCUACUCACUCUAACUAUCGAACGAGAUUAUCUCUGAACUCUAUGCACUCGGAGAAUGUCAUUGGCUCGACUUUUGCGGUUGUGGACUUAUUGAAGAACGUUGAAGCACAUGUGAUCAUAGGGUCAGAAUUGCUUGUUGGAAAGACAUUUCUGGUGGAGCUAGGACAAAAAUCUCAGGUGCCCUUUGUUUCAUUCUCCAACUUAGGCCCUACGAUUUUUCCCACACAAAACCCUCAAAACUUUUCCUCGUCGGUGAAAGCAAUUGCAGCCAUUUUACAAGAAUUUGAAUGGAGUGAAGUUGUUCUUAUAUAUGAAGAUACUGAAUAUGGCAAUGGGAUCAUUCCUUAUCUGGUUGGUGUUUUCCAAGACAUCGGCAUUCGGCUCUUGCACAUUAGUGCAAUCUCUAAUUCAGCUGAAGAUUUUGAAAUUUUAAGAGAAUUGAACACAUUAACAACCAUGCAGACAAGAGUUUUCAUUGUGCACAUGAGUACUCCUAAACUUGGGUCCCGACUUUUUGUUCUUGCUUAUAAGGCAGGAAUGCUGAGUAAAGAUUAUGCUUGGCUCAUCACUGAUGGCUUGUCGAACUCAUUAGAUGUCAUGGAUCCUAGGGCAAUUGAUUUGAUGGAGGGUGUGUUGGGCAUUAGGCCUCACAUUCCCAAGUCAAAAGAUCUUGAAAAUUUCAAAAAGAGAUGGAAUAAAAACCUCCAUUUGAUGAAGCAAAAUAGUCUAGCGUCCGAUCAAGUAAGCAUAUUUGGUUUGUGGGCGUAUGACACCAUAUAUCUAUUGUCAAUGGCAACUGAGAAGAUUGGCCUGAUGAAUACUAGCUUUUUUAAGGCAAAUUAUAGCGAAAAUUCAAUAGAUCUUGCAAAUCUAGGUGUUUCACAAAUUGGUCCAAGACUUGUAAAUGAAAUUUUGGGUACAAAAAUCAAAGGAUUGAGCGGAGAAUUUCACUUGUUUAAUGGACAGUUGCAACCUUCAGCCUUCGAAAUUUUCAAUAUGAUCGGAACAGGAGAAAGAGUUGUUGGUUAUUGGACUCUUGAAAAAGGCUUAUCCCGAAACUUAGGUUCAAAUAAAGGACCAAGAAAUAAGCUGAAAAAGAUUUUAUGGCCUGGAGACUCGAUAACAAUACCAAAAGGUUGGGCUGUACCAGAACUGAAGGUAGCGAUCCCGAAGAAAAUGGGGUUUACUCAAUUUGUGGAGAUACAUAGUAAUCCUCAUACAAAUGAGACAAAAUGCCUUGGGUUCUCCUGUGAUGUUUUCUUUGCGGUUUUGGAAACAUUAGAUUUCCCGGUUCCUUAUAAAUUUAUCCCUUUCAUUAAUGAGAAUGGAGAGAGUGCUGGUACUUACAAUGAUCUUCUCUAUCAGCUUAAAGAAAAGAAAGUGGAUCUUGUGGUGGGAGAUACGACAAUUGUGGCUAACAGGACAUCAUAUGUUGAGUUCACAUUGCCAUACUCAGAGUCUGGUGUGAUCAUGCUUGUUCCAAUUAAGCGUGAUAAACGCAAAAACCUGUGGAUUUUUGUACAACCUUGGCACUGGGAUCUUUGGUUGGCAUUCAUCACGACUCUCAUCUUUAUAGGAUUCGUAAUUCUAAUCAUGGAGAUGAAGCCCCAAACAACCAACACAACGUUCCAAGGGCCGCUUAGGCGUCAACUUAGCAUGAUCUUCUAUUUUCCAUUUUCAUCUGUAGUCCUUCCACAAAGAGAGUCGAUGGUCAGAGACUGUACGAGGUUUGUAUUGGCAAUAUGGUUAAUCUUGACAAUUAUUCUUAUGCAAAGCUACACAGCAAGCUUAUCUACAAUGUUAACAAUCGAGGAAUUGCGUCCUACAUUUGUCAGUGUGAAUGAGCUCAGAAGAAAAGGUUGCUUUGUUGGAUACCAAAAUGGCUCAUUUGUGAAAGAUUUAUUAGUGCAUCAGUUGAUGUUGAAUGCGUCCAAGCUCAAGCCAUAUGACACCGUCCUAGACUAUUACAAAGCUUUGUCCGAAGGAAGUGAAAACGGUGGAGUUUCUGCCAUCUUUGAUGAAAUACCCUACAUUAGGGUUUUUCUAGCUAAAUAUGGAAAUAAAUACAUGAUGACCGGCCCAACACACCGGACCGAUGGCUUUGGCUUUGCAUUUCCGUUGGAAUCCCGUCUAGUCUCUCAUUUUUCUCGAGCAAUUUUACGUGUAAGAGAAAACAAAACAAUGGAUGAUAUUGAGAAAAGAUAUUUUGGUCAUGAACUUACUUCUCAGAGUCAUGCUGAUCCAAUUGCUACAAGUAGUCCAAGACUCGGUUUGUAUAGCUUUGGAGGUCUCUUCAUCAUCACAGGGGUCGUGACAAUAUUAGCCUUGAUCGUAUCAGAAAGUUACAUUUGGAGGACUGUUAGAACGGUAAGAGAAUGUAGCCAAAGAUGUCUUUCAUCCAAAGAACCAAAUAAUACCAAAGAAGCUGCAGUUGAACCAACAACUGAGAAUGAGAUGAAAGCCAUUGAACAAUCCCCUGUGCAAGAAAUUGAGAAUUCUGAGAAAGCUAUUGCCAGCACGUCGAACCAGAUUGAGGAAAAUAUUUCUCCACAGCAAGAGAUCAUAGAAGAAAACAACUAA